This is a messenger RNA of Erigeron canadensis, 1599 nucleotides long. RefSeq names its product glycosyl hydrolase 5 family protein-like. Gene Ontology annotation, molecular function: hydrolase activity, hydrolyzing O-glycosyl compounds. NCBI's taxonomy places the organism in Eukaryota, Viridiplantae, Streptophyta, Magnoliopsida, Asterales, Asteraceae. The transcript has 3 exons. The record is from RefSeq and is a predicted model, not a curated record. Bases 1 to 1599 code for a protein of 532 amino acids.
AUGAAAAAAUUUAUUUUAGUAAUACUAGUGUUUUUAUACUUGGUGAAGUGUGCUUAUCCACUCCCUCUCACAACAAAAUCAAGAUGGAUCGUGGAUGAGUCUACAGGUGAGCGAGUCAAGUUUAAGUGUAUAAACUGGCCCGCUCAUCUAAGACCCAUGCUAGCCGAGGGGCUUGACAAGAAGCCCGUCGGUCACAUUGCAAGACAUGUUGCUUCAUUGGGGUUUAAUUGUGUUCGACUCACUUAUGCUACUCAUAUGUUCACUCGUUACUACAAUAAAACAGUUGUGCAAACUUUUCGCGAGCUGAAACUUACGGAUGCAAUUAAGGGUCUCCAGAAGAAUAAUCCUGUAGUUCUGGAUCUUAGAGUGGUUGAUGUGCUAUCGGUGGUGAUAAACGUGAUUAAGGCACACGGACUAAUGGUGGUGCUUGAUAACCACGUGAGCGAGCCAAUGUGGUGUUGUUCCGAUAACGAUGGUAACGGACUUUUUGGGGACAAAUUCUUCGAGCCAGAAGAAUGGUUACGUGGUUUAGCUAUCGUGGGAGAACGUUAUAUGAAUAACAAUAUGGUCGUGGCUAUGAGUUUACGAAACGAGCUGCGUGGGCCCCGCGAAUCGGUGAGCGAGUGGUACCGCUGGGUUCGUAAAGGAGCAACAAGAAUCCACGUAUCUAAACCUGAUGCACUAAUCCUCAUUUCUGGUUUAUACUAUGAUCUAGACUUUACCCAACUAAAAACCAGGACUUUAGGACUUGAGCCUGCAAUAACAAGUAAAAUAGUCUAUGAAACGCAUCAAUACUCAUUUUCAAAUGGGCAAAACAAAUGGCUACAUCAAGCUGUUAACCAAAUGUGUAAUAGUAUGAUUAAUGAUAUAAAUACGAAGGCCGGGUUUUUGACAACAGGGCGGCAUCCCGCCCAGUUGUUUGUUACUGAGUUUGGAGUGAACCUAAUGGGUACGAACCGGGCUGACAACUCUUUUCUACCUUGUUACAUGGCCUAUUUAGCCAAAAUGGAUUUGGAUUGGGCCUUAUGGGCAUUGCCAGGAAGCUAUUACUUUAGACAAGGUAUCCAAAAUUUGGAUGAACCUUAUGGACUACUUGAUUCCGAUUGGACCCGGCUCAGAAACCCGGGUUUUAACGAUAAGUUGCAUCUCAUCCAACAAACACUACAAGUUCCAAAAACAGCAUCAAGUAACUACACAUUGAUGUACCACCCGUUAAGCGGACGAUGUAUAAACUCUAACGAUAAGAAAGAGAUAUUCACUGAAGGAUGCGACAGUGCGUUUACUGGAUGGAGUCACGUUGGUGAUGGGUCUCCGAUCCAAGUAUUAAACACAAAGUUGUGUAUCAUGGUGAUCGGAGAUGGCCUUCCAGUGAAACUGCCGAAUGAUUGCAACGGCAAGCAAAGCGCAUGGAAAUCAAUACCAAAUUCUUUUCAAAUCACGAGUAAAGAUGGAAACGGUGUGGAUCUUUGUCUAGACUUUGAUGGUAAUAGUAAUUCGAAGAUAUUGAGCAAGAAAUGCAUUUGUGCAGGGGGUAGUGCAGCUAAUUGCCGUGAAAAUCCUCAAAGUCAAUGGUUUCAGUUUGUUUGGAAGAAUAACUGA